Messenger RNA from Cicer arietinum (chickpea), 1498 nucleotides. RefSeq lists its product as uncharacterized. NCBI's taxonomy places the organism in Eukaryota, Viridiplantae, Streptophyta, Magnoliopsida, Fabales, Fabaceae. The record is from RefSeq and is a predicted model, not a curated record.
UAAUAUCAUAGAACUUUGUUAUUGUACUUGUUUAAUAUUGGUUAUUAAAUAUCAAUAGAAAAAAAUGUCAUCUUAUUAAGUCUUCAUUUUUUGCUUCAUCUGUGAUUUCUUUGGCAUCUUUCUGGUUGAGAUUUUCCUAGGUGUUAAACAGUAAAAAGCCAAUAUCUUUUUGUUUCUGUAAGUGGUGAAGACUGAAGACAAAUAUGGGAACAAACAGAGAAGAUCUUGGAGGAUCUGAGGCAAUAUAUCAUGAAAUGGUUGAUGAUGAAGUUAAGGUCACUCAGAAAGUUCAAGUUGGAGCUAUACACAAAUUAAUAGCAGAGAAUACCAAGUCAAACAGUUUGGUCAUGAAGAAACCACACACGGUGAUUCCUGCUCAUAUAAUAGCAGAAGCAAUAUCGACAAUCCGCGAUAUCGAUCUUCGAUGGUCAGGUCCAAUAACACAGAAAGAAAUGGAAUAUGUAGAAGAAUAUGUACUAGCAAAGUAUCCAGAAUAUUCAGGUCUAAUUGAAGGAGAUGGAAGUGGAAUAGACAUGUCUAGUUUCAUCAUCAAUGAGGAGCCUUCGGAACCAAUGUUUGAUAUUGAUAGAAGAAAGUCACCAAGAUCACCUUCCUUUGGAAACAAUCUUCCUGAAAUGGAUAGGACACAAUUAGAACCAUCAAGAUUACUUGAUAUUCUCAACAAAAAAUCUUCUUUUCCUGGAAGUUUCAUCUCAAUACCUGAAAUUCAAGCUCAAAACAAGGUUUUGAAACAUUGUGGUUUGCCUGAUGAUGAGUACUUAGUUUUAUUCACUCCAAGUUACAAGGAUGCUAUGAUGUUGGUUGGAGAAAGUUACCCUUUUGUUAAAGGAAACUAUUACAUGACUAUUCUUGGUGAACAACAAGAGGAUUAUAUUAAAGAAUUUGCUUCUUUUAAGGAAUCUAAGGUUAUCAUAGCACCUAGGACUUGGUUGGAUUUGAGGAUUAGAGGGUCACAGUUAAGUCAAAAUUUUAGGAGGAAAUGUAAGAUUGGUCCAAAAGGGUUGUUUGCUUAUGCAGCAGAUGUGAAUGGAACAAUGCAUUGGGUUUCUGAGGCACAUAGAAACUAUUGGCAUGUUUUGCUUGAUGCUUCUUCCUUGGUUGUGGGAAAGGAUAGGUUACAUGUUGGACUUCAUAGGCCUGAUUUUUUAGUAUGUUGUCUUGAUAACACACAUUCAAAUCCUUCAAGAAUCACUUGUCUUUUGGUUAGAAAGAAAUCUUUUGACACCUCCAAUGCUUCAUCUUAGGUUUUAAUAAUGGAUGGAUAUGAUAUUAUUAUUAUUAUUAUUUAGUCCUUGUUUCAUAUUAUUGGAUGAUGUUUGAACAACAUAGCAAUUGGCAAUGUUUAAUUAAUUUGUAUCAUGAACUCUACAAAAAAGAAAAAAACUGUGACCUUUCCUUGUGUACUUUGUAGAUUGAAUAAAUGCUUUGACAUAUCCAUAUAGAGAAAAACUACUGAUUAUUGGCUUGGAUGCAUGUA